AUGAAACUGUUCUGGGUGAGUACCUCUGACCUGCCUGGGCCCAAAUCCUUGUUGUUCCUUAGGAUCGCUGAAGAGUCUCAGGUUACAGGAUAUGGGGAGUGGAGAUAUGGGGAGUGGAGUGAGUGUGCACAACAGUUCAGGGGAUGGUUCAGUGUCCUGUUGUUCACUGGGACCACUAAAGGGUGUCGGAUUACAAUAUAUGAGGAGUGGAGUGAGCGCACACAGCAGUUCAGGGGAUUGUUCUGUGUCCAAAUGGAUCACCCUAGACUCAUAAGAAAAGCUGAUCAUAUGAAGAAGUCUCCUCCAACUGGAAAGAACUCUUGGCUCUGCCUUGUUUUCCUUGAGCUUGAGGUUGAUUUUGUCUCUAUGGCUGAGGAUGAACAACAGCCCUGA
This is a messenger RNA of Pisolithus orientalis, 393 nucleotides long. RefSeq lists its product as uncharacterized. Bases 1 to 393 code for a protein of 130 amino acids. The transcript has 3 exons. The record is from RefSeq and is a predicted model, not a curated record. NCBI's taxonomy places the organism in Eukaryota, Fungi, Basidiomycota, Agaricomycetes, Boletales, Pisolithaceae.